Messenger RNA from Anopheles arabiensis, 1641 nucleotides. Its product is annotated as facilitated trehalose transporter Tret1-like. Gene Ontology annotation, cellular component: membrane. The transcript is spliced from 2 exons. Gene Ontology annotation, biological process: transmembrane transport; carbohydrate transport. Lineage: Eukaryota; Metazoa; Arthropoda; Insecta; Diptera; Culicidae. The record is from RefSeq and is a predicted model, not a curated record. The coding region runs from base 118 to 1560 and encodes 480 amino acids. Gene Ontology annotation, molecular function: sugar transmembrane transporter activity.
GUCCACCGUCGGACGGAAUCGGUGUGUACUCCCCUCGUGGACGCAGCAAGUAGCAUUUGGGCUGUGUUUUGAUUUUUCAAGUUUCGUGACAACAAGAAGCACUACAAAGAGCCAACCAUGGGAGUGUGGGAAAGUGUGAAAGAUUUUAGAAAAUAUUCCAAUCAAUAUCUGGCGGCAUUUACCGGUACGCUGCUGAUGCUAUCGGUGGCCGCAUCAUACGGUUGGACCUCACCGACGCUCCCGCUUUUGCUUUCCGACGACUCACCGCUCCCAAUAACGCCCGACGAAAGCUCCUGGAUUGUGUCGAUCCUCGUGCUCACCUCGAUCGCGGGCCCCGUCGCGUCCGCCUGGCUGAUCGAUGGGUUCGGUCGUAAGGUUACGCUGCUGAUUGCCGUACUGCCCAGCAUCGUCGGCUGGAUACUGAUCGGUGUCGGUGAAUCGGUAACGGUCCUCUACAUUUCCCGCGCCCUCAGCGGUAUCUCGUACGGUAUGGCGUACUCCUCGAUGCCCCUGUACCUCGGGGAGAUUGCGUCCGAUCGGAUCCGCGGCUCGAUCGGUACGCUGCUCACGGUGAUGGCCAAAUCGGGCAUCCUGCUCGAGUACGUGAUCGGACCGUACGUUGAUUAUCGCACUCUCGCGUGGAUAUCCGUUGCCUUCCCUACGACGUUCUUUGCUCUGUUCCUUUGGCUGCCCGAAUCACCGUACUAUCUGCUUGCAAAGCAACGCAACGAACAGGCAGAAAAGAACCUUCGCUGGCUUCGCCGGGCGAGUGAUGUGCAGGACGAGCUGCGGAUGAUGCAAGCUGCCGUAGAACGAUCACAGCAAAACCGGGGCACCUUCCGUGAUCUGCUUACCCGUGGUAAUCGACGCAGUUUGAUCAUCAUACUUGGGCUCGGAGCGCUUCAGCAGCUUUGUGGCAGUCAGGCGGUCAUUGCGUACUCGCAGCAAAUCUUCGACCAAGUGAACAGUGGACUGAAAGCACACGAAUCUUCCAUCAUUAUGGCUGUGAUACAGCUGGUAACGGCAGCCCUAUCGUCUUCGAUCGUCGAUCGCGUUGGCCGUCGUCCGUUGCUGCUCAUUUCCACCGUCGGAUGUGCCGUUGGGACGUUCAUCGUGGGGCUGUACUUCUUCCUGCUGCAGCAGGAAGUUGACGUGGAGGGAAUUGGAUGGAUUCCGCUCGCCGUGAUCAUGAUCUACAUCGUGUUCUACACGGUCGGCCUUGCGACGGUACCAUUCGCCAUUCUUGGGGAAAUAUUCCCAACCAACGUGAAAGCGGUGGCAGCGGCCAUCUACACGAUGUUUGCCGGGUCCGUUGGGUUCGGCGUGUCCAAGCUGUAUCAGCUCAUCUCGGAUGAGGCGGGAACGUACGUUUCGUUCUGGAUUUUUGCCGCCUGCUCGGCGGCGUUCGUAGUGUUUGUGUUUGCGCUCGUGCCGGAAACGAAGGGCAAACCGCUCGAUCAGAUCCUGAUCGAAAUGCACACAUCAACCACCCGGAGUCUCAACUGUUGUAGUGGAUCGCAGAAGAAGAAGAACAAGCCGGACUUACAGCACGGCGCUUAGUGAUAAACAUGUCCUAUUAGUUGUGUUAAAGAAAAGCUAUUACAUAUAAACGAUUUCUACGCUAACCCAUAACCGAACGAG